Molecule: messenger RNA, 1848 nt
Organism: Colletotrichum aenigma
Lineage: Eukaryota; Fungi; Ascomycota; Sordariomycetes; Glomerellales; Glomerellaceae
Gene: FET3
Product: Iron transport multicopper oxidase FET3
Exons: 5
Coding region: 1-1848 (615 amino acids)
Biological process (GO): reductive iron assimilation; cellular response to iron ion starvation
Cellular component (GO): high-affinity iron permease complex
Molecular function (GO): copper ion binding; ferroxidase activity
Source: RefSeq, a predicted model, not a curated record
AUGGACUUCACGGCAAGAGCAUGCAGAUUCGGCCUGCUGGCUGCAUUACUGCUGCAGCCAGCAUCUGGGGCAACCGUCUCUCACGACUUCAACAUUGGCUGGGUGACUGCGAACCCAGACGGCGCUUUUGCCCGUCCAGUCAUUGGAAUCAAUGGGCAAUGGCCGAUUCCGCGGAUCGAUGCGAACGUGGGGGAUACCAUUCUCAUUAACGUCCAGAACAACCUGGGUAAUCAGUCGACUUCCCUCCACUUCCACGGCUUGUUCAUGAACGGAACAACGCAUAUGGACGGACCUUUACAAGUCAGCCAAUGUGCCAUACCACCAGGCUCAUCGUUCACAUACAACUUCACUAUUCAGCAGCCCGGCACCUAUUGGUAUCACUCACACACCCAGUCUCAGUACCCCGACGGCCUGAGGGGCCCGGUCGUCAUCCACGAUCCCGACUCCCCAUUCAAGGGUCAGUACGAUGAGGAGGUCGUCGUGACGCUCUCCGACUGGUACCAUGACCAAAUGGCCGAUCUCAUCCCUCCCUUCAUGAGUAAGGGAAACCCGACAGGCGCCGAACCCGUUCCUCAAGCAGCCCUCAUGAACGAUACCCAGAACCUCACGGUCGCCGUCCAACCUGGGAAGACGUAUCUCUUCCGAAUGGUCAAUAUGGCAGCGUUCGCAGGCCAGUAUGUCUGGAUCGAGGGUCACAACAUCUCCAUUGUCGAGGUCGACGGCGUGUACACGGAGCCGGCGGACGCAAGCAUGAUUUACCUCGCCGCCGCACAGCGCUGCAGCUUCCUCGUCAAGACUCUGAACGAUACCAGCUCCAACUUUGCCAUCGUUGGUAGCAUGGACACGUCCCUGUUCGACACCCUCCCGCCAGACCUCAACUACAACGUCACGGGAUGGCUCGUCUACGAUUCAUCCAAGCCGAUGAACCAGGCUGCGACACUCGACAGCUUUGCGCCCUUCGACGACAUGACCCUUGUUCCCUACGACAAGCAACCCUUGCUCACCUCGCCUUCGCAGACCGUCGAGUUGGACGUAAUCAUGGACAACCUAGGCGACGGCGCAAACUACGCCUUCUUUAAUGAUAUCACUUACAAAGCCCCCAAAGUACCCACGCUUUACACGGCUCUCUCGGCGGGAGGCAACGCAACAAACCCGCAGGUCUACGGAACAUAUACACACAGCUUCGUCCUCGAGCGCGACGAGGUCGUGCAAAUCAUCGUCAAUAACCUUGACCCUGGCCGCCACCCCUUCCAUCUCCACGGCCACAACUUCCAGGCACUCUACCGCGCUCCCGAGGAAGGCGGAACGUUUGAAAAUGCGAACGUCUCAGAGGCGGACUUCCCAAAGACCCCCAUGCGGAGAGAUACCCUCGUCGUCUGGCCCAAUGGCAACAUCGUGCUCCGCUUCAAGGCCAACAACCCCGGCGUCUGGCUCUUCCAUUGCCAUAUUGAAUGGCAUGUUACUUCUGGCCUGAUGGCAACGUUCGUCGAGGCACCGCUUGACCUGCAAAAGAGCCUCACAAUCCCCCAGAACCACAAGGAUGCAUGUGCUGCGGGCAACGUGCCCAUCACUGGCAACGCGGCGGCGAACACCCUGGACUAUCUCGACCUGUCCGGCCAGAACACCCCGCCAGCGCGUCUCCCAGACGGAUUCACCGCUCGUGGCAUUGUUGCCCUUGUUUUCAGCUGCACCACUGGCAUCCUCGGCGUCCUUGUGGUGGCGUGGUACGGCCUGGCGAAGACGAACGACGGACCCUCCGGGGCGGGGUAUACGGCACCAACGACCGGAGCGGCGUCCGGAGCGGGGCAUGUCAGCGAGGACCAGCAUGAAAAGGAGCCGAUUAUUUGA